Messenger RNA from Suillus subalutaceus, 1940 nucleotides. RefSeq names its product WD40 repeat-like protein. The transcript is spliced from 15 exons. NCBI's taxonomy places the organism in Eukaryota, Fungi, Basidiomycota, Agaricomycetes, Boletales, Suillaceae. The annotation marks the transcript as partial. The record is from RefSeq and is a predicted model, not a curated record. Gene Ontology annotation, molecular function: protein binding.
CAGCCCCAGCGUCUGUUGAAAUGUCGAUAUGAUUGGAAGGUGAUAUUUCCCAUUUUAGGCCAUUUAGUAACGGUUUAGGUCCAUCCCAGUUCUUCCCUCAACAUUUGAGUAUAGACCUCUAGAGACAUCUGGCUGCGCACCCAGACCUCUUGUACCACCACAGCGCAUCAACUCCCCACCAGAAAUUAUGAUAAGUCCCACCGAUGGACGGAUUUUUCAGAUGCAGAUAUCAAAGGGCUCAAGCUCGCAUUCUCACAAAGCUGCAGCACUGCCAGCGAAGCGACUACCAGCUCGGGUCACCUGAGCAACGAAUCCCACUAUGCAGUAGUAUUUGGACGGGAUCACCGGUAGACAUCAAAGGCAAGGGUAUCGCACGGAGCCUUGACUGGCAUUUGGCUACCAUGGCAUCGAAUGAUAGGGAGCGCGAAGAGAUGACCUACAAGCUCCUCGAGUGUCUCCCUCGUUCUGUGCUUGCAAGUCUGCAGCGCAGAAUGACCCCUCUGUUGCAGUUCGAUAUCAUUGGGUCCCUUCCCACAGAACUUUCUCUCCUCAUUUUCACGCAUCUCCCAGCAGCUUCCUUGCUCACCUGCUCUCUUGUCUCUAAACGUUGGCAUGCCCUCGCAGUAGACCAAGUACUUUGGCGUCGUUGCUAUGCACACGGCUGGGAAUGGCGCACGGACGUUGCCGCGCCUACCCCUUGGGACGGGCUUGGCGAUGCAGAUCCUGCGGAUGAAGAUGAAGGUAUGGGAGACGAAGAGGAGGACGAAGACGAAGGGAGCGGUGAAGGCGCAGGAGAUGUCAUCGAUUUUAUAGGGGAUGACUCAGACUGGACGUCCAUGCCGAUGAACGUUGACGACAUUGAAGCACAGGGCCUAUCACAUCUCCUCAUACCUAUCACUUCGACUGCAUUAUUCCUCCUCGGCAACUACCAUCACUCCAAUAUCUCCUCCUCCACCAACGCACAUAUCCUACGCAAUCGUUUCUGCCAGGGUGCAUAUCGCAGGCGUAUACUACCUUGUGCAGAUGCCGGUGGACACAACGCCGCAGUGUAUGCCUUUGGGGUUGAUGGUCGGUCCCCACCCUGCAGGUGCUAUUACGGGUGGUCGAAAGACCGCACUGUCCGGGAGUGGGAUCUGCGCACGGACCGCGUACGGCGCGUGGUCGUGCUGGGUUGCGUGAGUGGAGGGAGUGAUAGGCGUGUUGUUGUCUGGGACCUCGGCAAGGACAAGCUGGUCAAGGUCCUGCAAGAUCAUCUUGACAGUGUACUUUGUGUUCGUGUUAAUAACGGCAGGCUAGUAACAACAUACGGGUUUCCGUCUUUGAAGCCCCAAUUUGUGUUUCGUGCACAUCGUGCAGUACUGUUAACGCCCGUUUCCGUCGUUGGUGACGUGAUAGUGUCUGGCUCUGGCAUUGCCUCUAUCGAGUUUCAAAGCCCCCAUAUUUACAUGCAUUUGCGAAUGUUUGAUAUAGCUUCGUCGCAAGGCUGCAUUCCUUCAGCCGCGGUUCCCACCUCGACCUCCUCACAAUCGCAUGCGCAAGAUAAUAUUGCAAUGAUACCGGGACAGGGGACAGCACCAUUCUUUUUGCAUUCCUCCCUAACACGAUCCAUGCCUGAUACCCCGCGGCCAGAUGCAAACACUGUCGUGUGCCAUGCUUGUGGGUCACACGGAUUAGCUGCACGGCGUGAGCAAGAGAGACAUACGCAUCUUGUGCGAAGCGUCGCCCUUGGGGAGGAGUUUGCUGUCAGUGGGAGCUAUGAUUUAACCAUAAAGGUGUGGGACAGGAAGACAGGGGCGCUGGUCGCUGACCUGAACGGCGGCCAUACAGGAAGGAUAUUCUGUGUGGGUUUUGAUUGUACCAAGAUUGUUUCGUGCGGGGAAGAUCAGAGGAUCUGUAUUUGGGAUUUUUCUCAUGGAAUUGAUACAUCUUUCAUCAAAACU